GGGCACACGAUGGCUGCGAGCGAGGUGGUCUACAUGGUAUUGGAGAUAGUCACCGCUGUGAGCUGCUGUCUGGGGAAUGCUUCGGUUGUUCUGGCACUUUGGCUCAGUAAUAGUCUGAAGCAGCCCACCUUCUGUCUGAUAGCCUCUCUGGCUGUGGCCGACUUCUUGGUGGGUUGUGUGGCUAUUCCUCUGGCUGUGUUGGUGGACGGACAGGUGACUACAUCAUUCCCAACGUGUCUCGUCAUCUGCUGCGUGGUCAUCCUGCUGACCCUCGUCUCGGUUCUUUCUCUGGUCGCCAUUGCAGUGGACCGGUAUCUGCGUGUGUUUUUUCCUCUCAGAUACAAACUGACCGUGACUAAGAAACAUUCCUGGAUUGCGGUCGCAGUUUGUUGGAUGGUUGCAGUACCUUUGAGUUUCACUGCCAUGCACAGUAUGGAGAGCAGACGGCCCUCAAGCAACACCACCGAUGUUUGUCGCUUCAUCAGAGUGAUACCAAUGUCCUAUCUGGUCUAUUUCAACUUCUUCCUCUGCACCCUGACACCUCUAAUCGUCAUGGCCAUCUUGUACAUCUGCAUCUUCUGGCGCAUCCGUGGAAGCCUCCAAAAAAAACCAGGCAGCAGCAGCAGACAUGACAAUUCCAGGGACUACCUCAAGAAGGAAAGGGAGCUAGCAGGCUCUCUGCUGGUGGUCUUGGUGGCCUUCGCCCUCUGCUGGCUGCCGUUGCAUAUCAUGAACUGCAUAGCUUAUUACAGAACGCCUGUGCAUCAGUCGUUUUUCCAUGUUGGUAUUUUUCUCUCUCAUGCCAACUCGGCUGUGAACCCAGUGAUAUACGCAUUAAAAAUAAAAAAGAUCCGAAGACAAUACCAUCAAAUAUGGAGGAAGAAGUUCACUUGCGCAGAGCAGAGUCAAGAAUCUCAGACGCCGGAGCGCAACAUCAGCACCAACAUGAACAGUUAGGGAAUAUUAAAUAGAAACAAGAAGAUCCAGGAACUGAACACCUCCGGUUUCACAACACAUAUCUUUGUUUCUGUUCCUCGAUUCGUCCUUGGUGUUUUGAAAAGAAAUCUUCACACUGUUUUGUGGAAAUGUCACUUGUUUAGAGGAAUGGAGAACAGCUGAGGUGGUUUCAAUUCAUAUAGACUGCUACCGUUUUGCUUUGUUUGGAUGCCUGUCUUGAAACUAAACAGGUGUCUCAGCUCCACCCAGAUUUUAUGCAGCGGUGGUUUCUGUGAAAGGAAGUUUUUCUUGGCCUGCAGUCUUGUUGGUGUGCAGGAACGUUGCGUUUCACCACUCUGU
Synchiropus splendidus (mandarinfish) is the source of this 1296-nucleotide messenger RNA. Its product is annotated as adenosine receptor A1-like. Gene Ontology annotation, cellular component: synapse; dendrite; membrane. The record is from RefSeq and is a predicted model, not a curated record. Gene Ontology annotation, biological process: G protein-coupled adenosine receptor signaling pathway. Gene Ontology annotation, molecular function: G protein-coupled adenosine receptor activity. The coding region runs from base 10 to 957 and encodes 315 amino acids. NCBI's taxonomy places the organism in Eukaryota, Metazoa, Chordata, Actinopteri, Syngnathiformes, Callionymidae. The transcript has 3 exons.